AUGGUCUCCAAACUGCAAGCGAGUGUCCUUAUCCUGGCUGUGAUUGCCGGAAAAUGCCAUGGCGCCUUUGUAUCUAAGAAUUUGAUGGCUUCCCACCGUCUCUCCUCCGAUUCGUUGGCUUUUACGUCGAUUGAGGCUGCCAAACGUCCUCCAACCAAAUCUGCAUCGAGUCAACUCGGGGCCACAGAGGAGAGCAGCAGCAGCAGCAGUAAAAGUGAAGCCUCCGAAUCAGAAUCGGAACCCAACUCUACUCCACCACCUCCACAACCACCAACAGCCCCGUCCAAUCUAGCCAUCGCACAGGACAAGACGUUUCUGGAGGAGCUCCAAGAAAAGCUACAGACCAGUCUCCGCAUCGUCCAAGAAUCCCAAUCCAAGGGCGAAGGCGGGAAGCAAAUUCUGGCCAAUGUCUUGGCUGGAGAGUAUGAUGCCGACGCCGUGAAUGCCACGAUUGAUCAAGAAAUUCUACAAUCUCCUUGCGUCAUGUUCACGUGGGAACGAUCGCCUUCUUGUGUCAAGGCCGUAGACGCGUUUGCAUCCAUGGGAAUUUCCAACCAAGUCAAAACGGUGCGGUUGGAUGAUCCCUGGGACAAGGGCAAUCCCAUUCGAGCCGAACUAGGAAAGAGACUGGGACGGACAUCGGUGCCGAUGAUUUUUAUUGGUGGAGAAGUGACAAGUUUGGUGGCAGAGAAAGCUGGCAGUGUGAGAUGGAAUUGCUACCAAAUCAAUAAGCUUGAAGCAUUUCGCAGCCUGUCAACGAAGAGCACAGGAGCAACUCGUCAUAGAACACUCACCGUCCACAGUACCUGUAGCGAGUUAAGCCUUGGCUAA
Messenger RNA from Seminavis robusta, 831 nucleotides. NCBI's taxonomy places the organism in Eukaryota, Bacillariophyta, Bacillariophyceae, Naviculales, Naviculaceae. The record is from the annotation of a GenBank genome assembly.